GCCCCUCCAUGGUCAAGAGCAAGAACGUCUUGGGGCCGGAAGAAAGUUAACCCGCGUAAUUUUGAGUAAAGCCCGUUACAGCUUGGAAGCUCAACCACCGCCACAAUAUUCUCGCUGCUGGAAUCAUGAAUGGAAUCACACUUCGUGACUAGCACUGGCCAGAAGGUCAAGGUUCCUCAACCAAUUCUUGCCAAUUCGAAAGAAGAUUCCCACGAGACAUCCAACGUCAGCCUUGUCGAUGGCUGCUAAUCCCUCACUGCUCCGGCCAGUCACUGCUACUGCGCGUACCCUCCUCCACAAUUCGACGAAAUGCUCUCACGUCUUCCAAACACUGCGACAUCAUUCAUCAUCCGUAUCUGCAGAUGAGCUUGCACAUUUCUCCGGGCUCGCCAGCAGCUGGUGGGACCCAAUGGGACCGUCGCGCGUUUUACAUUUAAUGAAUCCUACACGGCACGACUUCAUCGCCUCAUGUCUGGCAGAAUCAACCCCUGCGACGAAAAAUAAGGGAUUGCGAUAUCUAGAUGUGGGCUGCGGCGGUGGCAUAUUCGCCGAGUCUCUGGCUCGUACCCUUCCAACACCACAUAACACGGACGUCCAUCCGCGAACAAAAGCUGCAUCGAUUACGGCGGUGGACCCAUCGCCAAGUCUGAUCAAGAUUGCACGCGACCAUGCACGCAGGGACCCGGAGGUCUUUGCGCAUCUACAAAAUGGCGCAUUUCGAUAUGAGAACACUACGGUAGAGACGCUUGGCAACAGUACAAUUUCAGAUACGGAACACGCGUCUCCUCCAAACCGCGAGUUCGACGUCAUUACCCUCUUUGAAGUCAUCGAGCAUGUCGACCCGGUCACAUCCUCGCCGUCCAGCUUUUUGACGCACUGCCUCCGACUGCUCCGGCCUGGUGGGUGGCUCAUUGGCUCGACUAUCGCGCGCACGAUACCGUCGUUUGUGGUGAACAAGAUGGUGGCCGAGGCGCCGUGGCCGAUCGGCGUAGUGCCAUGGGGAACGCACGAAUGGAGCAAAUUUGUCAACGCAGACGAGCUCCGGGGGUGGGCGGAGGAAGGGCUUAUGAGGGCGGCGGACGGACGGGCGAGCCGGGCAGGCAGCGAGGCGCUUGAGGGCAUGAAGUGGAAAGUCGGCGGCGUGGUAUAUGUGCCCGGAUGCGGAUGGAAGAUGGUGCAGGGAGGGGAGGACUGGGGGAACUACUUCUGGGCGGUGCAAAGGGGUGACCAUUAAGUAUUAAUAUUAGAUAUAGAGUGUAAAUAGUGUUGAGCUGUAUGAUUAAAGAUCCAUGCUAGACUCCCUGUCGAUAGGAUCCACGAAGCAAUAACUAUGCUAGUAUGACGAAUACCUCCUUCAGUCGUGGAAGCACGAACGGCCUCACCAGUCACUAAGUGAUUCUAAU
Molecule: messenger RNA, 1403 nt
Organism: Talaromyces proteolyticus
Lineage: Eukaryota; Fungi; Ascomycota; Eurotiomycetes; Eurotiales; Trichocomaceae
Product: 2-polyprenyl-3-methyl-5-hydroxy-6-metoxy-1, 4-benzoquinol methylase
Exons: 1
Coding region: 239-1234 (331 amino acids)
Biological process (GO): ubiquinone biosynthetic process
Molecular function (GO): 2-methoxy-6-polyprenyl-1,4-benzoquinol methyltransferase activity
Source: RefSeq, a predicted model, not a curated record